Messenger RNA from Penicillium bovifimosum, 642 nucleotides. RefSeq lists its product as uncharacterized. The record is from RefSeq and is a predicted model, not a curated record. The transcript has 3 exons. Bases 1 to 642 code for a protein of 213 amino acids. Lineage: Eukaryota; Fungi; Ascomycota; Eurotiomycetes; Eurotiales; Aspergillaceae.
AUGUCGGACGACGACAAAGAUAUUUUGGACUCCCUGGAGCGCGAGGCCUCGGAGUAUGCCAAGGAUGCUGAGAUCGACCGCAUUCGCAAAGCGUUUAGCCUCGACUCCUACGCUGUCCUGGACCUCCAACCCGGUGUGACAGAGAAAGACAUCAAAGUCCAGUACCGCAAGAAGUCCCUCCUGAUCCAUCCCGAUAAAACCAAGAAUACCGCGGCGCCCGAUGCCUUCGACAGACUCAAGAAAGCACAGACAGCCCUCCUCGACGAGAAGCAACGCACCUACCUAGAUGAAUGUAUCGCCGACGCGCGUCGGCUGUUGAUCCGUGAGCACAAGUACACACUCGACUCGCCUGAGCUGAAGACCGAGGAAUUCAAGGUCGAGUGGCGGAAGAAGACGGUGCAAGUUCUCCUGGAAGAAGAAGCGCGUCGCCGACGGCAGCUCAAGGCUCGUCUACAGGAAGAAGGCCGUGAGCAGCGCAAGGAAGAGGAGGAGCUCGAGGCGCGCAAGCGCAAGCGCGAGAAUGACAAGAAGUGGGAAGAUACCCGGGAAGAGCGGAUUGGUAGCUGGCGGGAGUUCCAGAAGGGGCGUAAGCCUGGUGGCGAAGAGAAGAAGAAAAAGAAGAAGAUGAAGGUGUUAGGCUGA